UCCCAACGCUCGUCCUCCUCAAAUCCUCAAUCGUUCCCCAGCGUCGGUCGGGACACCUUCCACAGGCUACAUACAAAACGCGUACGACAUCCGCGCGCGCUACUCACGCUGUUAGACCACGCACAUCCCGUGUCGGGAUAACGAAAAAAAAGAAACAAAAAAAAAAUACAGCACCACCUCAAUCACUUUUUCUAUAACACUUUCUUGGGUCCCGAAAUGGUGGCAGCGAUUACAACGGUGGACGCAGUCGACGGCUAGCGUCGUAAACAAAAAGUGCAACGAGAGAAGACCAUCAACGAACGACACCAUGCCUAUCGCAGGACCACUGCUGCUUUGCGCCUUCCUUCCGGUUGCUCUAGGUCAGCUGGCUGAACCAGAACCGGAGUUCUUGGCUCCACUCGAGAACCAAACUGUUACCCAAGGCAGGGACAUGUACUUCACAUGCGUCGUCAAUCAUCUAUCUUCAUUCAAGGUAGCAUGGAUAAAAUCUGAUACAAAGGCAAUUCUGGCAAUCCAUACCCAUAUGGUGGCUCAAAAUCAAAGACUAUCGGUAACUCAUAAUGGUCACAACACCUGGAAACUGCACGUGUCUAACGUGCAAAAGAACGACUCCGGCACGUACAUGUGUCAGAUCAACACGGACCCGAUGCGCAGCCAGAUGGGAACACUAGAAGUGGUUAUACGACCGGACAUCCUGAACGAGAACGAAUCUUCUGAAGGAGGCGGUGUGGCUAUUGAAGGCGGCACGGUACGUCUCAAAUGCCACGCGACAGGAAUCCCGGAGCCGACGGUCCUCUGGCGUCGCGAGGACUCCAGGAGCCUUGUCCUUCGUCACGACGGCGGCCGCGAGAAGCAAGUUCUCCGGACCUACGACGGCGACACCUUGGUUCUCGGCAACAUCCAGAGAUCCGACAUGGGUGCAUAUCUCUGCAUUGCCAGCAAUGGCGUCCCGCCAUCCGUGAGCAAGCGAUUCACGGUCCGUGUACACUUUCAUCCGUUGAUCCGAGUAUCGAACCAACUGGUUGCUGCCCCAGCAGCCAGUGAUGUGUUGGUGCAGUGCUACGUGGAGGCUUCGCCACGGGCUAUGAACCAUUGGACAAGAGACACAGGGGAAAAACUAAUACCCAACGAGAAAUACUCUAUGGAGGAGACGAUAUUGAACGAGUACUCGCUUCUCAUGAAUCUGACAAUACGCUCCAUGGUUAAGAAGGACUUUGGCGGCUACGUUUGCACCUCCUCCAACGCCCUCGGUAAAGCGGAAGGAGUCGUCCGACUUCAAGAGAUGCAUAUGGCGAAGACGACAACCACGACUCCCGCACCUCGCAUCGUAGAUCUGAAACCGCGCAAGACUCCUCACAGGGAGAAGCCGAAGAAGUAUAAGCGACCGACAAAAGGUAGGAAGGAUUCGGAGGAUGAGGGCGACCUGGAGUCGACCAAGAUCGCGACCCUAGAGACUCGCACCCUUUCGCCGUCUCUGUCCGCAACUCCUAGCGCGACGAAACCACCCCCAUGGGUCUUACAACGGAACGGCGCGGACACCCCUAACAGAUACGUUUCAGCGCUUGCAGCGGCGACCCUUUUGUUACUCAUUAAUUACUAGAUAGAUCCCGCAAACCCGCAUCACACUUAUAUCUAGGUAUAUAUCAAAGAAAACAUGUCUUCCUCGUGCACGAUGCAAAACGGCAUAUCUUCGCAUCAUCAUAUUUUCCCGUUCUUGUUGUUGUUGUUUCUUUCCGUUCUCCGUCUUCAAACAAUGAAGCGUCUUCAGAGCAUAUCACGAACCCUUUUUUUCUAUCUCUGCCCAAACUCACAACAUUUCCUCGCUUCACUGCAAUUCGACAACGACUCUUUAAUCCCCAUUUACGGAAACAAAAAGAAUAUCAAUUAACUAAACGAAAUCACCGAAAGGUAAGUUUGCUCAGAUAAAUUUUAUUUUACGUUAUUUAAAAAAAAAAAGAAAAUAAAAAUAUACACUCAAGCUUUCUUCCUUCAAAAAAAUAAAAAUAAAUAAAAGAAAACUAGGAAAUAAAUAAAAUGUAACUACCCUAACAUUUUUACAAUACACCAGCUUCAAGUCGAUUCAUAACAGAGAAAAAUAGAGAACAUUAUUACACUUGCUGCAGAAAUAUUUCUGCAAUUUUCAAAGCGAAGGGAAUUCAUUUGCACGUGUCCCAAGUUCGCGAUUCCUGCGCCGCGACGGGCCAUGAAUAAAUCUGCAAACACCUUUCUUUGCGUGGCGCGUGCCGACUUCCUUCUACUGUUACAAGCUUCCUUCAGUUUUUUUUUUCAAUUAUCGAAGUGUGUCGUCUAUCGAAACGAAAAGGGUGAUAUCCAGGUGGAUAGGAAAGUGAAUCGAUGCGAGGCUGGUCGGAUUAGGUUAAAGACACGGAAAAAAAGUAUAUAUAUAUACAUAUAAAAAGUUAAAGAAAGAUUGAAGUCGAAAGAAAGAAAUAAAUUGCUCUCUCAUUAUAAUUUGUGCAAAUCUGCACCGCCCGAUUGCGACUACGCGAUUUGACUAAUUCUCGUAAUCAAUUAACACAAUAAUCUACUUCGACGCUCACUGUUGUUGGUGCAAAUCUGCUGCGUUUCUGCUGUUUAUGCAAAUGCUACCUUCCAAAUGUAAUUGAUU
Molecule: messenger RNA, 2629 nt
Organism: Nicrophorus vespilloides
Lineage: Eukaryota; Metazoa; Arthropoda; Insecta; Coleoptera; Silphidae
Product: lachesin-like
Exons: 9
Coding region: 308-1600 (430 amino acids)
Cellular component (GO): neuron projection
Source: RefSeq, a predicted model, not a curated record